Cuscuta campestris is the source of this 2593-nucleotide messenger RNA. The record is from the annotation of a GenBank genome assembly. Lineage: Eukaryota; Viridiplantae; Streptophyta; Magnoliopsida; Solanales; Convolvulaceae.
AUCAAAUCAUGACAUAUUUUAAAAUCUGUUGACCAAACAUUGCCUGCCAUCCUUGCAUCUCCUCUGACUCAAUGCCCUCCGGGAAUGGUUCCAUCAUUGUCUUCUUGUUACCUACGUGUAGUCAACGAAAAAUACAAACUACACGCUCAGCGAAACCGCUGAGUGGUACCACGCUAGAAUUGUAGAAUGAUUCACAGACAUGUAAGGCUACAACUUUCGUGAAGAAACCAUGUUAAAAUAAUGAGUUUAAAGUGGUCAAAUAUAGCUCACAAGUGGACUCAUAGUUGCUGCCAGGAUUUUGGAUGUUCCAACGAACAACGAUUCCGACGAUUAUCUCAUUAACUUCAAUAUUCUAACGCCGAACCUUCUCUACGAUACCUUCCGGAUGUUCCUAAUAAGUGUUAGAGAGUUUAUGGUAAGUUCUUGGAAUGAAACAAUAUGAAUUUGGUGAAGAAAAUGGUCCAACCCGAGGAGCUCGCCACCACUGGCGCAGUCCCGGUAUUUUGGCCAUAUCUUCUUCGUUACUCAACGAAAUUGCGAGCCGUUUGUUGGGCUGGAUUCGUAUCGUCCGGGGUUACAACUUUGGUUCAGAAAGGGUUCAAUUCUCCUUACACUUGAAUUGAGAAUCAAAUGGCAGCGGCUCCACCACUUCCACAGCCGGCGGCGGCGCCACCACUUCCACAGUCAGCGGCGGCAGAUUUUCUUAGAAGACCGUCACUCUACGUCGGUGAUCUCCACCCUGAGACCACCGAGAGGGACCUGUUGGAGUCGUUUUCUAGGAUGGGGACAUUGGAUUCGGUCCGCCUCUGUAGAGAUACUGUGACGAAGAGAUCUCUCUGCUACGCUUAUGUCAACUUCCUCUGCUUUUCUGAUGCUUUGAAGGCUAUGACGUGCCUGAACCACACUAACCUGAGGGGUAAGCCUAUGAGGAUCAUGUGGUGUCAGAGGGAUCCAUUGGUAAGAAAAUCUGGGGUUGGCAACCUUUUCGUCAAGAAUCUUGCACCUUCAGUAACCAGUGCUCAACUGGAGAGGAUGUUUAGCAACUAUGGGACGAUUAUCUCUUGCAAAGUUGUUGUUGAAGAUGGAAAAUCCAAAUGUUUUGGAUUUGUUCAGUUUGAUUCUGAGCAUUCAGCCAUGUUUGCUAUUCGUUGUCUCAAUGGAACAAUGUUGGAAGGAAAGAAACUAUAUGUCUCAAAAUUUAUCAACAAGCAAGAGAGGAAGGUUCCAUGUGAAGACUUCAAAUUCACGAAUCUGUAUGUGAAGAACUUGGAUGAUGACCUGUCUGAAGAUCUCUUAAGGGAGAAAUUUUCAAAACAUGGGAAGGUCCAAAACGCUAUCAUUGUUAGAGACGAAAAUGGAAAGUCAAGAGGUUUUGGCUUUGUCAAUUUUCACUCGCAUGAAGACGCUAACAGGGCUGUUCAGUGUAUGAAUGGCACAUUACUUGGAUCAAAGCAACUGUUUGUUGUAAGGGCGCAGAAGAAAGACAGUAGAGAUGAUAUCUCAAGAUGUGCAUAUGAUCAUACAAUCAGCCUUGAUGACAACAAGCCCGAGGCUUCCACUUUGCAUGUGAAGAAUCUAAGUCAAUCAAUUGACGACAGAAAAUUAAGAGCACUAUUCACUGCUUAUGGAAAGUUACUUUCUGUUAAGAUCAUGCGUCAUGAUGAUGGUGUCAGUAAGGGAUUUGGCUUUGUGAGCUUUUUAAAUCCCGGAGAUGCAAAAAGGGCUAUGGAUAACCUUGAUGGAACAACUUGUGAUGGAAUGUGUCUGCAUGUGGCAUUAGCUUGGCCGAAGGAAGAACGCACCAGGGCAUCCUAUGCCCCACGAAAACCACAGUCAUUUUCCCCUCCUUACCAAGAAAUUAUCAUGCCUACACUCCAAGAGUUCCUCUACUAUGCUCCUCCUUAUUAUAUGUCAAUGCCAGAUUUCAGUCCUGCCAGAACAUAUCAAACUGUUAGCAGACAGAUGGGUACCUUCUUCCCUGUCGGGAUGUACAAUUUUCAAGGGGGGAAGAACUUGAUUCAUGGGCCAGAUAAACGACCACAGAGUUUGCCCAAUAAUAAGCACUUCAUCACCUCGUACAAAUCUACAAAGUCUGCUCUUCCUUUGAAUGAUUCUGUAAAGCUGGGAAACCAAAAGAGCCAGAAGGCGAAAAAUGCAAAUGGAACAACAAUGCGAGUUGUACUACCUCCACCAGAACCGACCAGCAACAAAGAGCUAACAAAAGCAUCAAUGUUGCAGCUCAUGAUAGAUCUUGAGAGCGGGCAUGCUGCAGAGAUAAAUGCACUGAUAUCGGAAGGGAAGAAGAAACUCAUGAUGCAGAAAGUUAUGAACUUGCCAGACACUUUGGUAGCAAAUAUUGAAGAAGCAAUCAAUGUGCUGAAAGCAGAGAAUCCUUGGUUCAAUUGAGAUCUUAUGAUACAAGGAUUUCAAUUCCUUAUCCCUGCUGACUUUGGAUCAUAUGAUCUGCCGCGCCUCGCGCUCACCGCCAGUUUAAGAACAUUAACGUAGAAUAGUGGAGUUUGUACGUAAAAAUGUUUUUUCGAAUAAGACAUUCUUGUUGCCUACCUGCAUAUUAUAAAUAAUGGACGUCAAG